Messenger RNA from Vitis vinifera (wine grape), 2048 nucleotides. RefSeq names its product proline-rich protein 4. The coding region runs from base 120 to 1799 and encodes 559 amino acids. The record is from RefSeq and is a predicted model, not a curated record. NCBI's taxonomy places the organism in Eukaryota, Viridiplantae, Streptophyta, Magnoliopsida, Vitales, Vitaceae. The transcript has 2 exons.
AGGACUCAAGUCACUCAAGGUCUGUAUCAAACAACAGAAGCUUGUAAAGCUUGUAGCCUCUCAACUAAGAUUUUGCCAUUGUCUUCUCUUAUUGUGAGCCAUAAGGGGCAGGGUUCCCAAUGCAGGUUCUUCCCAUAUUUCAAUGGGCAGGUCUAGGCUUCUUUAUAUCCCUGCUGUUUGCUGUGAGCUUCUGCCAUGGCAACAACCAGGAAGUCAUGGUCGUUGGGACAGGAGAAUGUGCAGACUGUGAUCACAGUAACAUUAAGACUAGCCAAGCAUUUUCAGGCCUCGGUGUAACCAUUGAAUGCAAGCUAGAAAGCGGGGAGUUCAAAACAAGGGCAGUUGGAGAGCUUGAUGAAGAAGGGGAGUUCAAACUUCCUCUUCCUAAGGAGAUAGUAAAAGGUGGAAAGUUGAAGGAGGAAUGCUUUGCACAGCUUCACAGUGCCUCGGCAAAACCUUGCCCAAUCAGAAAUGGCCCAGAGGCUUCCAAGAUAAUUUUGAAGACCACAAACAAUGGCAAACAGGUGUUUGCCCCGGCUGGGAAACUAAAAUUCUCGCCAGUGACAUGCACUUCAGCCUUCUUAUGGCCUUUCUACAAGUACCCGCCUCUUCCCACACUUCCACAUUGGCCCAAGCCUCUGCCCAAGUUCUACCUUCCACCUUUCUCUCCAGUCCCUACUCCAAUUACAUACCCUGCACCAGAAGCUGAUCCUCCAGUCUCUCAUCCCCCACCCCCACCAGUCUAUAAACAACAAAUUCCACCAAGUGUGCCACCAUACACAGCCCCAUCUCCACCUCAAGUCUAUGAUCAACCAAGUCCACAACCAGUAUACUACGAGCCACAUCCACCACCAGUGCCCAUAUACCAUAAGCCCCUUCCUCCACCAGUACGAGUGUAUGGACAACCAUUUCCAUCGCCAGUGCCAGUAUACAAGAAGCCACUUCCACCGCCAGUGCCCAUAUACAAGAAGCCGCCUCUUCCAUCACUUCCACCACCUGUGCCAGUUCAUAAGAAGUCACUUCCUCCACCAGUUCCAGUAUAUGAAACGCCUUAUCCACCUCCUUUUCCUGAGCAACCGCUUCCACCACCAGUACCAAUAUACAAGAAACCACCACUUCCACCACCAGUUCCAGUUUCUCAGGAGCCACUCCCACCACCUAGUCCAGUGUAUAAUGAACCACUUCCUCCUUCUCCAGUUCCAGUUCUCAAGAAGCCUAUUCCACCUAUUGUUGAGAAACCACUGCCACCACCUGUGCCAAUAUUCAAGAAGCCAGCACUUCCACCCCCGGUUCCUGUCUACAAGAAGCCGCCACUUCCCCCACCUCCACCACCUGUUCCAGUCUAUGGGGAACCAUUGCCUCCUCCAGUUCCAGCCUUCAAGAAGCCAUAUCCACCGCCUCUUCCGAUAGUAGAGAAGCCACUUCCACCUCCAAUUCCAAUUCACAAACCAAUUCCUCCAAUCUCCAAGCCUGCCCCAACUCCAGAGGUCCUUCCUGCUCCACCUCCAAUUUACAGUCCAAAACCUCCAAUCCUCAACCCUACUCCAAAGCCAAAAGUCCUACCACCACCACAGCCAGUACCCAUAACCAAAAAGCCACUUCCACCACCUGUUCCCAUUCAAAAACCAGUACCAGCAGCCCAAAAUCCUCCUCCAGUUUACAAGAAGCCACUUCCACCCAUUCCCAAAGCCCCCGCUCUUCCUAAGCUUCCUCCUCUGCCCAAAACUCCUCCGAAGUACUUCUACCACCCAAAGUAUGGACUGGGUAACGCCAAACCACCUAGUUCAUCUCAUCCGUAGGUCACCAUAGUGUCCUUCCCAGGUGUAAUUAGGAAUAAACAAUGGUUCUGCAAUAAAUUAAGCAUCCAUCGCAGAUAAAAAAACAGUCAAAAGAACAAGAAAAAUGGAUGUGGGUGUGUGUCGAUUCUUUUUUUUUUUUUUUUUUUUACUUGAUUGUGCCUUUACAUUAGACAGUGACUAAAUCUUCAAGGCCUGUAACCCAUCUGUGAUGGGUAAUUAUGGAGGCUGAUGAAGCAACCAUUGGUUUCA